Asterias rubens (European starfish) is the source of this 550-nucleotide messenger RNA. Its product is annotated as multiple epidermal growth factor-like domains protein 10. Gene Ontology annotation, molecular function: protein binding. The record is from RefSeq and is a predicted model, not a curated record. NCBI's taxonomy places the organism in Eukaryota, Metazoa, Echinodermata, Asteroidea, Forcipulatida, Asteriidae. The transcript has 4 exons. The coding region runs from base 174 to 470 and encodes 98 amino acids.
UCCGAUCUAGAUUAAAACCUUGCUGGAAUGCAUUGUUUGCUUUUUCAGUUUUCUACAUUGCGUUAAGUACACACUAUACAAUUAGAACCUUUUGGGCUCUAAGUGGCGUAGCUCUAUGGUUUUUGUGCCUUAGCUGAUGAAAGCGCCGUAUAAAGCAUUGCUUGAUCGUGAGUAUGUUGUACCAGACUGUAGUGACCGUUUGUUGCUGUCUAAUUGCCGUCAACCUUCAAAGCUGUGAUGCCCGCACAUGUUCCAGAAGAGUAAGAUACAGAAUAUACGAAAGGGUAUCAGUAAGAAGGAGCAGACAGCAAAGAUACACAACAAGAUGUGAAUUAUUUGGUUGGAAAAGAUGCAGCAGAUAUCGGGCAACGUAUUCAACUGGAUAUGAAACUGAUUACAGUUAUACUAGCUACACAAGUUACUACUGCUGCAACGGAUGGCGAGGUGGCGGCUGUUCUCAACCAAUUUGAACCAGAAACACACAAGCAGUCACAUUCAAGGACGAAUAGGCCAUGUCAACAUGUGACACUGUGAACUUCCGCUGACAGAG